Striga hermonthica is the source of this 333-nucleotide messenger RNA. Lineage: Eukaryota; Viridiplantae; Streptophyta; Magnoliopsida; Lamiales; Orobanchaceae. The record is from the annotation of a GenBank genome assembly.
AUGCAAGUUACCGGCGACUCGAAAUCGCUACAUGUAGGGGACAGGAUUUACGAGCACGUCGUGAGAUUCUCAUCCGAGUACGAUGUUUUGAUCUUCAUUAAGUUAAUGAGCAUGUCUUUAAGAUGGGAGACUAUAGGACAACCGGACGAGUCUUUGAGCAGAUGGUCUCCAAGUUUUGAGCAGAUGGUCUCCAAGGACUUGGAUUCUAGGAACACGUUUGCCUGGGUUUUCUCGAGACUCGUGGAGGAAAAUGGAGAUUCUACAAAACCGGACGAGACGACUUUCUUGAGUGUCCUCAAGGCAUGCGAAAGUCUAGGCGCGGUAGAGAAAUGA